GUACCAGAUCAUCCCCCGACAAAUGUGACCGCGUUCAACACCAGUUCCACAAGUAUCAACGUCACCUGGCAGCCCAUCCCGCCAGAUCAUAUGAAUGGGAUAAUCCUAUCGUAUCACGUUAAAUAUAGGAGACGUGAUAAACCAGACGAUAGCGCUUCCAUAGUAAUAGUUAACAGUACAGAGGUCCAGGUGGAACUGAACGGAUUAGGAAAGUACAAAGAAUAUUCUAUACAAGUCGCUGGAUCGACAGUGGUUGGCUUGGGCAAUUACUCCGAGCCUGACUUUGUCCGAACUAACCAAGACGGUAUGUAACGCAUUUGGCAGAAUCCGUAUGGUGAAAAUUUACCAUGGUACUCCUCCUCCAAAUUCGGAUACAUACGCCAAUUGCACAUUCUAAAUCGUAGAUCGAAAGCUGUGGAACCUUUCGUCGGACGUAAUCAAGAACUUGGGGUUAUUUAGUAGUUUUAGGGAGGACCUAGAGACUUAUUUAUUUAUGUAUCUCAAAUUUUUCUGUUAUGUGCUAACUUUUCCUGUACUGUAAACUCAUAUGGGUAAAAAUUGUAAUUAUCAUUUUUUGUUAGACAAAGACAGGCUAUAUUCUUUACUAGCCAUAUUACAAACCAAGGCCAUGUGGCUUUGCUUGACUAUCAUCUCACUGAAUGCUCUACUUCGGAAGAUGUUCUUGUGAAAAAUUGUGAAAAGCAAAAAAAAGAAAAGUGUAUCCUUCUGCAUUUCCAGUCCCAGAUGAGCCGCCUGCUGACAUCACAGCCAAAGGAACCGAGCCAACAGUGUUAAGAGUACAUUGGUCCCCAGUCCCUAAUGAGGAUAUCAACGGUAUCGGAAUUGGUUACAAGCUCGCUUUAUUUAAUACCAGUGGGGAAAAUAUGAGGAAUUAUACCUUAAAUGCCUCUUUACUGUCGCUGGAAAUCACCGGGUUGGAAAUAUGGACGAAUUACAGUAUCAGGAUGGUGGCUUUCACUGUCGUUGGGGAGGGUCCCUGGAGUAACUUCAUUAGAGGAACUACGGACGAGGAAGGUGAGCCACAGGACGCUCAGUCUUCGUUACAAUUGCGAUUAUCAAGUAACUUGUUGAUGAGUUUUCUUUUUAUUUUCUUUUUGUAAACAGCUCCGUUCAAAUCUCCAGCAAAUUUGACAGGACAAGCCAAAAGCUCCACUUCAAUCUUUGUCCAGUGGAGUUCCCUUGUUCUACCAAAUCUUCGGGGAAUUCUCCGAGGUUACACGGUUUAUUACGAAGAAGCGCCAAGUUCCGUUCAUCCAAGCGUGUUGAAAAACGUCUCAGUUGACAUCUCUGUUACUGACGUUGAGCUUACCGACUUAUACAAGUUUACUGAGUAUCAUAUUUGGGUAACAUCGUUCACGACGAGGGAGGGGUUGCCGAGUAACUCCAUAUUUCUAACAUCAAAAGAGGAUAGUAAGUUUUUAUCGCUUCGAAGAGGCUUUUGAGUUCAAAUUUCUCUAUUUUUUUGCUUUCAUGAGGUUAAGACUCAAUCUCUAACUUAAAAAUAACAUGUUAUUAUCAGGUCCGGAUCGGCCUCCUUUAUACAUCACAUACUCGGCUCCAAGCUCCACCAGUCUGUUUGUUGAAUGGGGUUCAAUCCCUCCGCGGUUUGAAAAUGGCAUCAUAAGGGGAUUCAAGGUUCAUCUCCAUGAAAUUCCGUUUAAUGGCACAGUGGAGGAAAUGGAGGUAGAACCUCUUCUCCACUGGAUUAUUCUUGAUAAUUUGAAGAAAUUCACCGCCUACUCCAUUCAAGUUCGUGCCUUCACUACUGAAGGAUAUGGACCCGGAAAUAAUCUCACUGCUCGCACCAGUCAGGAUGGUAUGUACCUCACGUGCAAUAUAUACGCGUAAUUGACCAAGUGUGAGGUUAAAAUGGCUAGAUAUUGGCUGAAUUCUUUUUUUUCUGGUGUUUUUAUGGACCGAGACCAAGCCGUGAUCUCAUAAAAGCGGAAAAAAGAGAACGAGCCAUCUCAACGCCCAUCUUUCCCGCUCGGGUAGCCAAUCAGAAUACAGCAUUCGCUUCAUGUUGCCCAUGGGCGCUGCCAGCGAUAUAAUGAGGAGUUUUAAGGCCUUUAUCAUAACUCAACUAAAUGACUAAAAUGGAGAAUCGUAAGCACUAUUGAGAUUUCGGGGGGGGGGAGUCAAAACUUUGGAAGGGAGGGUAAGCUGCGGUAAAAUAAGCUGUUAGGGCUCAUAAGACCUAUCUAGUAUUUGAUAAGGUUAUCCUAACCGAGGAUAGUAAGUAUUAUUGUUCUUGUAAGCGGAUAACGUGAAAGAUAAAUGUAAAUUGAUACUUCAUGAGAAAAUUCGUUCUUGUUUAAUCUGCUGAAAUAUCAUUGCUAACCCAGAUGUCGCUCUUCUCGAUUUUUUAAGUACCUACCAGACCUCCGGCGAGUGUCACCACAGCAAGUCACGUCUCUUUGACAACCAUUCCAGUUGCCUGGCAACCGAUCGAUCCCGAGUAUAUCAAUGGAAUUUUAAUCGGGUACAAAAUUAGGUACCAGGCCGUCGCAGUUGGUGAGGAGACAGUUGAAAAUGAGCCAAUCAGAGAGCAGAUAGUCCCGAAGUCUUCUCUGUCUCUGGUGCUAAAUAAUCUUGAAGUAUUUACUUUGUAUCGUAUUGAUGUGUUGGGAUUUACAAAUAUGGGAGAUGGUCCAUCAGCAACUGAUUAUGCAGGUGUGUCUAAGUUAUAAAUGAAGCCUUUACUCAGACUUUAAAGGUUGACCCCGAAAUUGUUUUUUUGCCACUAAGCAGGAUUGAAACUAAAGAAGGUUCUAACUUGUUACUCUGUACCCGUUACCCGUUACCCGUUACGCGUUACACGUUACUCGUUACUCGUUACUCGUUAUUCGUUAUUCAUUUUUCGUUAUUCUUCAUAAGCAGCCGUGAACUAGUUUUUGGCCUGUCCAUUGAACCGACAACUUUCUGCAGAAUUUUAUCUUACGUGGUGAAGAAAAGCACUAUAAAAGUUAAGAGUCUAGACGAGCACACAGCACAAUGAGUAUGGCCAGAGUUCGGGCUUGUUUGUCCACUUAAAGCACUUUGUGUUAAACGUAAAGUUAUCGCAUCUGCGGUAAUACUUUACCACUAAAUAUCUUUUUCGUUUUUUAAUUAAAAGAGACUUGCCGUUGUCAUAAACGCCUCACAACGAGUUGGUACGAAUUUCUUCCAUAUGUUCGGGCGUCUGAGGAAAAUGUCCUGAGUGGGCUUAUUCCACCAAUCCUCGACAAGCUAGCAGUCACGUGCUGUGAAACCUGUCAAUCACACGGCAAAUCGUACGUAGACAUGAAUUCAAAUGGGUUCAAUGAAUCCGCCGAGCUUCCAAGUCUACGUGCACUGAGGAGCAACAUCGGAAAUCCAACAGACUUUUUCUUUCCGAUGUAUGGAUUCAAAGACCAGACGCAUUUUGCCAAACAGUUUGGUUAUCAAGGGAUAGUUGAAUCACCUGGAAUGGCGUACAUAGUGAAUACAAACUCCCAGGAUGACAUGCCCAAAACUAUCUUGGUGAACAUUGCUUCUUGCUGGCCAGUAGCCAUGCUGGCUAUGGCUUUUACGUAUUUGGCGGGCAUAUUAAUUUGGACAGUGGUAAGUCAGACCAGAUGUUACUUUAAAUUUCUCACUUCUUACAAGCUUCUAAGCAUAACUGUUACUAUAAGUUAAUUUUAUGGUUCCAGCGCUUUCAUUUAAUGGUCAUACUCUGAAGUUUCAUUCAAAGACUCAAAAUUUGGUUCCUUUUUGUACAGCACGAUAAACAGUACCACUUGAAAAUACUACGCGGUAUCACACACAAGUAUUUCUACCAGUUAAUAGCCGCAUUAUAGCACUUGACUCCGGGCUUUGGUAGAGAAAUUGGAGAAAGAAGUAACGACAUUUUACUUAAAAAUGAGAGAGCAAAAUGCAAAAAGAAAAACAUGUAGCGAGUAAUCAGGCGUGUUGGCUUUUUAGUCCAGAAAAGGCAACACACAUAGACUAUAUAAGUCUGUUAUCAUUGCUUUUUGUUUUAAUUUACCUCAUGCAUAGGAGUCGCGUUGUAACCCAGACUUCCCUCCAUCGUUCGUCGAAGGAUUACCUGAGGGCUUUUAUUGGUCAUUCGUUUCCAUGACAACAGUUGGGUAAGCUUAAGAUUUCUCGUAGAGUGGCGUGUUAACUGUUUCACAGUUCCUAGUUUGUAAUCCGUAUCAAUCUUCUCCAUUUUUACCCUUCGAGUCUGUUUGAGUCAACUGUUGUUUUUUGAAGGCUCUCUGUUGUACGAAAAUUUGAGCGUCGUAAGAAAUACUUACAUAUCACGAAGUCACGUUGGAGUCUAAUUCUUAUUUUCUUCUUAUUUUCAACUGAGCAGCUACAGCUUAUGUGGGUGGAAGUGCGCCUAUUAAGAACUGAUUUACAGUUAACAGAGAUAUACACAAUAUGUGUAACAAUAUAGUUGAAGGUUUAUCAAUUCCGUAACGAAGACCUAUAUUUACUCAGCGAUCCACUACGCAUGCUUCAUAAUGCUGCUUUCAUCCUUUUCUUGAAAAAACGAAUCUGAAUAGUAGCUUAUCUUCACGGUAAAGAUAGUUCGUACUGACGAAAUUUUACUCCAUGUCAUUUUUUUAUCUUUCACAGAUACGGUGAUCGUUCACCGAUGUCAGUUGUAGGGAGAUUUUUUGCUAUUAUCGUUAUCCUCUCCGGGCUGAUAAUCUUUGGUCUUGUGACAAGUGUCAUGACAACGGCUAUUACGACAGUUACUAUGGAAACGGAGUCCAGUCUCUACGGAGCUAAGGUACAGGCCAAUACAAUUCAUUAAACUUGUCUAUCAGCAUAUCCCACUCUAGAGAACUAUACGAAAGUAAUCCGUGGUUUUGCUUUUCUGCGCUCUGUGAUUGGUCCAGAAGCAUCACGCCACCCUCUCAACCAAUCAGAAGCAAAACCGAAGCCAAUGGUGCCUUACUCACCGCAGUUUUCCUGCACUCAAGGCUGCUGGCAUAAAUUAACUUUGAGCCCUCUGGUGUUCCUCACUUUUAUUCCGGAUGGUCGUUGUGAUAACUUUGCUCGUGGCUCUCUUGGAGGGGAUUGCCUCGAAAGUGCUCAAAUUUCGACCAUGAUUAGCGCAUGCUCGAUCAAAAAUUUCCAUUUGCUUUAAAAACACUUGAAGACUGAAAAGGCUUUCACAAAAACUUGAUUAUGAAAAAGGUGUGCGGCUAUUGAUCAUGGUGAAGUGCAACUGUAAUCUAGUAACAGUAAGGAGCACAUAUUUAUAUAACAUUUAACAUUAAUCUAGUUUUGCUGUUUGUCUGACGAUGUUGUCUUUCGAUGUAAAUGGAAACAUUUCGACUGCACACUGCAAGUCUUCAUCUGGUUAUGAGGUCGACUGAAUACGUUCUGAAUACAUUCUAUGUGUAAAUUUGACGGUAACUAAGGAGAUGGGUAUCUAAGCAUUCGCGGUUUAUCAGAGUAAAAUCGUUUCGAUUCUCGAAAGUGAUCUUGUUAUGUUCUCACAGAAAAAAAAAAUCCCACUGAAAUAUUAAAUCCUUUUGAUCACAAUUCAAAUCGUGCCAGGUCCAUUUAUCACGUGUCUCCUUUUGAUACCCUUUUGUGACUCUAUUGGUUAGUCAACAGUUUAAAGUGUUUCGUGUUAUCCUUACUGCCUCACAGGUAGCUGCGAUCAAAGGAUCUCCGGAAUACAGAAUGGCAGUGAGGAAGAAUGCACGAUUGGACGAAGGUAGGGAGAGAGAAGGUAAAUUCUGAUCAUAGAUUAACCCUUUAACUCCCAGAAGUGAUCAAAAUGAAACUUCUCCCUCUAAUAUCCUUAUAUUUCCAGCAAAUAGGCCAUAAGAAUGUUCAAACUUAUCUGGUAGAAAUUGUUAUCUUGAUCUAACACCAAAUUCUCGUAACCAAUUUACAAGGAAAUGUGUACCAGCUAGAAGAGAGAAUUAACAAUUUGAUCUUGGGAGUGAAAGUGUUAAGCUACGCAACACGACGCAACUUGGGGUAUGGCAACUCUCCCUAUAUAGUGAUACAUCGGUUACGCCUGGGCAUUUCUGCAGGUAUCCAGACGAAAAAUCCGUCUGAGUUCUAUCAUGAUAAUGCCUUGGUUAGAGGCGUUAGGAGAUUAUUGUGUCUUAUCCACGAACUUAGCAUAAACUCGGACAAAGAUGCAAUCUGACGUUUCCACAUUCUCCAACUUUUUCACGAAAAAGUGAGCCCACGCACGCGUGGGAGUGAAUCGUCGAUAAUUUCUCCUAACAGUAUUAGUACUGAAGUUCAUGAGGAGGAUGGAAAUGAUCACAAGUUAAAAAAGCUUUUGAUUGUUAAACAAAUUCUCUUUAACAAUACCAUAAAAAGGGAUAGAAAACAGUAUGAAAAAUACUAAUGUACACUCGAAACAGUAUUUUGUUUACCAGCACAAACAAUUAAGCGUAAAUGUGAGCCAACGAAUCUUGACUUGAUUUUGCUGUUGAUAUUUUGGCUCAAUAUACUGAAAUCCAUUCCUCUUUUGCUUUACCAAGAUCACGAAUACCACACGUUUGACGAUAUUUACAUAGCUCUAAAUGAACGGCAAGUUAUUGGAGCUUUGAUAGAUACAUAUAGUGCUGGAAGUAGCAAGGACUUGUUUGAGCAAGAAAAUCUACGAGUGAAAAAGAUCCUGGAUUACUCAGCUACAUACGGAGUUGUGAUGGGUAAUGAAGCCAAAAAACUCCGGCGCUGUUUCAAGCAUUACACUGAGAAGGUCUUGGCUAGUGAGAUUGCACACCAUAUACAGAACAAUACUGAACAGUUGCAGGUAGAUAUUUUCCUUAAAUACACGAAAGGUAAUGAUAUAGAUCUUCGUUUCAACAGAUUGGGUAGAUGGUUAAAUGAUUGAAGAGGUUUAACUUCAUCAACAGUUUAGGUUAGCCGUGAGAGGGAUGUUUGCUAAGUAAUGGAGGCCUAACUGACUGAUAACUUGCCCGCUUGCUAGACUGACUGACUGACAUAUGGCUGACUAAUGACUUUCCUGCUUACUGGCCUGACUGACCGACAGCUUACUGACCGACUAAAUGCCUGAAUAACUUCCUCAUUGACUGGAUCACCAACUGGCUGGCUGACAGAUAAGAACGACUGUAUGUGUGUUAUAACAUAGACAGAUACUUACCUUUUGAAAGGUCCGUUUGGAUGAACUACACUUGUGUCAACUCGAAAGGAAAUGGAUUUUGUUAUGAAAUCGCACGUCUGUUCGUCUGUCUGUCUGUCUAGGGAGAUGCUUUCUGUCUGAAUCAAUCACAUCUCGAUCUGUCUGUUUGUCUGACUUAAUAACUGAUUGAGCAAGUGACGGACGCACUCUUGCCUGCCUGUCUGUUAUUUCAAUCUAAUUGUUGUGCUGUGAGAAAGGAUACUUUGGAUGACGAACUUUUCUUGUUCAUCGACUUCUUUACCAAACCACUUUAAUGAUGUAAUCCUCAGACUUUUUAAAACUGAUUAGUUUACGUUUCUUUCCCAGGAGCCUGCUGAGUCACUCCCGGUGGAAAGAUCCACAGGACUGUUCGACAGUCGCACUGCGUUAUUCAAGAAAUCAUUGCUGGUCAGUGGUUCCUUGUUAACAUUGUUUUUGAUUUCUGGCAUCACCUGGGAAAUAAUUCGAUUCAUCAGAGCAAGAUCGAAAAUUCAUUCAUCAGGUAUGUGGUGCUUCUCAAAUAUGAUAUUUUUGCUUAAUUUUUUGAAGGCCUCACUAAUCUCGAAUACAGAUCCUGCCUUGUAACUGUAACUGAAAUGCAGGAUCCUUACAUUGCUUGGCCGUGGAAGGUCUGGGUUCGAGACCAUGUCCUCUUUAAAAUUCCCAAACGCCACUCCAUCCUUUAGUGUGAAAUAGGUACAAACAAACUAUCAGGAGGGGGCGGGGGGGAGGUAACCAGCGAUGUGCAAGCAUCACAACCAAGGAGAGUACAUACUCUCCACUCUCUUAGUAGCCUCAUGCUAAAGAAACCGUUGAUUAGAUACAGCGGUUUUUGGCCAAUCUUGUUUAGGACGCACUAGCUAUUGUGGUCAAGAUUUAUUCGCAUGCCAAUCAGUUUAAUUUACAGCCUGCUUUGCCGGUUCUUCAUUCCAUGCGCGGAUACAGACGAUUUCUUAAUUUCAAAGAGCCAUGAAGAGUCAGUGUUUAUUAAGAACGCCGGAGUUUUAUGAGCGAGAGAAUGUGUUUCUGCGCCGUCACCUUCCCGAUCUCUCGUAGCUUGUUCGCACCUCACUUGAAAAGGAAAUCUUUACAUCAUUUGACCCCUGAAAUAACUAAUACAUUUUAUCAAUCUUGCUAACCACAGCUAUAAGACAGAAGUUGGAAAUGAUGGGCGAGAUGAAAGCGAUGGUGGAAACUCUUAACAAGAACAUUCGCGUAAUUCAUGUGAACUUGGCAAGAAGACAUUACAGAGAAAGACAACAGUUAUUAAAGAGCCACAUACUGGAGCCGAAGAUAGAAUUCCAAUCAAUAGCUGAAAUAAGUUCUCAGGAACUCGCAAACACCUUUGAUUCAGAGUCACGUUUGCAAGAGGAAAGAGAACACGAGGCAGACUGUUGA
Messenger RNA from Pocillopora meandrina, 8548 nucleotides. Lineage: Eukaryota; Metazoa; Cnidaria; Anthozoa; Scleractinia; Pocilloporidae. The record is from the annotation of a GenBank genome assembly.